This is a messenger RNA of Cydia pomonella (codling moth), 3168 nucleotides long. RefSeq lists its product as uncharacterized. NCBI's taxonomy places the organism in Eukaryota, Metazoa, Arthropoda, Insecta, Lepidoptera, Tortricidae. The coding region runs from base 1512 to 2783 and encodes 423 amino acids. The record is from RefSeq and is a predicted model, not a curated record. The transcript is spliced from 3 exons.
AACGCCGCCAUCACAUCGUAAAAAAUCCAUAUGGGCUUGUACACCUCAUCCGCCCCAGCCCCCGAUUGUAGCGAAGCUUUCUUUUUUUUAAAUUCACCCGAAACGUAGAGAGAAGGUUGUCUUUUUUCUUUUUCAGUUCACUUAUCGGAACUCCCAUAGAAUCAGCUAUUCUUUUCCACGAAUCAUUAACCUGAAAUAAAAAAAGAAUUGUAUAAUGGAUCCAAAUAAGUGUAUACCUACAUAUAUUAGUACGUUUCUUAACAAGGGUUGUAAAACAAAUGCGAUCGAGGGCUUUCUUUUUUACUACCCGUGUUGAGAACCAAAUUUUAUGUCUCCACUUGGCCAGAAAUAUACAGGUAGUUACAAAAAAACGGGUAAAGCUGAAAGGGUGUUAAAUAGUCCCUUAUGAAUAGUCAAUUCACAAUAUUUGAAAACCCUAGUAACACAGUAUGACUUACCUUUUUACAUACAUUGUAUUACUUGCCUACUAAGAUUUUUUACCCGAUUUUUUGUAACACGUUGUAUAUUUGGUAUCGUAUUCUGAUUAUAUCUAAAUAAAAGAUUUACCUACUGUAGGUACUGGGCCGGCCGCUCGACCAACUUUGCCGAUUCUCCAUUGAAAACCAAUUCCACGUUUUCCUAUUGAGAAUACCAUACCAAAUAUGCCCUUAAUAGGGUUUAUACUUAUUUUGUUAUAGCUAAUUCUGCUGUUGACUACAAAACUGAAUAGUAGGUAUAUUGAAGCAGCGCGUCGCUUGUGAUCUAGAUGUUAAAUGUGUGCUUACCCUGAGUUGUUUUCGAUCGCGACUCUCACAAUCGAACGUAUGCUCGUCUUGCUCCCACCAGUGCGCCAGAGUAGUGGUGGGAGCGAGACGAACAUAUUUUCGAUUGCGAAAGUAGUAGGUACCUAGCUACUAUUUAGGUAGCCACCUUUACUUAAAGUAAUUUCUAACUAUUUAGGUAUAAAGUAAAAUACUUAUAAGCUAAUUCCUAAUAAGACCUAAAGUAAACUACUUAUUAUAAAGAAAUACUUUAUAAAUAUUAGGUAUAAUAGCAAAAGGUACUUACAAUAUUUUUAUUUUUAUGGUAUUUGUUUUUGGGGUUCCACAAACACUCCUCCGCUUGAUAAAGCUCUAUAAAUUUAAACGUCUCUUCAUUGCUAGUUUUAUUUGCCAUGUUGCCACACUACAAAUUGCCACAGUACAAAUACGUGCGCUUGCAUUAACAGCUUCUCACUGACUGAGGCGUCGGCGGACGUGUGGGCGCGAAGCCAGACGUCCGCGCUAGAACCCUUUGAUGUGGGCCACAAAAACCGACAACUCACGGAUCGGUGGCGGAUGCGUCUGCAGACGUCAAAUACCUACAGGUGGGUUCCCACGACCCGUGUUAUUACAGGCCAGGCCGGAUCGCGCCACGUCUGUGGAUGCCUGUGCGGCUGAUUGCGUCUCGCGCCGAGCCAUUCCAACGGCGCGAGUCGGCCUGUACCCGCCUGUCGUUAACGCCAGUCCAACAUGUGUGAUGAUACGGAGCGUAUGGCUGCGUGUGCAGCCGCUGUGGUUUUAUUCAGUGGUCAACUUUUGAUAAACCAAGCAAAAAGAAAGCAGAAGAAACGACGCUGGUGGGUGUCGUCAUUCAACAAGAGCCGAUCAAGAUAUAAUGCAACUGAUAUGCUGAGUGAUUUUGUACGGGAACCUAGCAAAACAUUUGAAAAUUUCUGCAGAAUGUCUCAAGAUGAUUUCACAUUCCUUCUAAAUAAGAUUGGUCCUCAUAUCUCAAAGAUUGAUACGAACAUGAGACAGUGUAUACCGACUCAAGCCCGAUUUGCUAUUGCACUCAGAUUUCUGGCUACUGGAGAUAGUUACAAAAGCCUCUCAUACUUAUUUAAGGUUUCAAUACAAACAGUCUCAAGAUGCGUUGACGACGUCUGCAAAGCCAUAAUGCAAGAAUUAAGGGAAGAAAUAAAACUGCCACGGUCAUCACACGAAUGGUUGGAGAUUGCAGAAGAAUUUAAUGGCAAGUGGAACUUCCCUCAUUGUAUAGGGGCACUAGAUGGAAAGCAUUGCGUGAUGCAAAGUCCUAUUCACAGUGGAUCAGAAUAUAUCAACUAUAAAGGAACAUUCAGCAUUGUACUUUUAGCUUUGGUUGACGCUGACUACAACUUUAUUUUUGUGGAUUGUGGUUGCCAGGGAAGAAUAAGCGACGGUGGUGUGUACAGAAACACGGAGUUCUACAAAAAACUAUGUCGUUCUGAACUGGAUAUACCACAGCCGGAUUUUUUACCAUCAAAAGAAGAAAAGAUGCCCUACGUUUUCGUAGCUGAUAGUGCAUUUGCCCUAACUGUUAACAUGAUGAAGCCAUAUGCUGGGAAUCAUAACAAAGGAACAAAAGAAAGAGUCUUCAACUAUCGCUUGUCAAGAGCUCGACGAAUAGUCGAAAACGCUUUCGGAAUCAUGUCUUCUGUUUUCAGAGUACUAAGUAAACCUAUUCUCUUACAACCCGACAAGGUAACGGACAUAGUUAUGACUUGUGUCUUAUUACACAACUUUCUAAGGAGAUCUAAAAAAUCAAGGCAAAUAUACACACCAGUGGGCAUCUUUGACACUGAUCAUGAAGGGGUUAUUCAACCCGGCUCUUGGCGAAAUGACCAAGAAGGAAUGAGUUCCCUACUACCACUGAGAUCUUUACCAAGAAGAGCUGCUGUUACUGCCAAGAGCGUAAGAGAUAAAUUUGCUGAAUACUUUGUAACUAAUGGCGCAGUUUCGUGGCAGAAUAACUAUUCAUAGGUUAACCAAGGCAUACGGGAAUCGGCCUUUGUACAGUCAGCCACAGGUCAACCUACCCAUUUCCGGUCGUCCUGUCAUGUAAAAAAGGGUCACCUAGUUAAUUACAAAUACCUUGGAGAGUAUGUACUCAGCUUAUGUAAGCUAGCUCUUUGAAUUAAAAAGUAUCUGAGAACUAUCUCAAGUAGUUUAAUUUUCUUUCACAUACUCUUUAAUUAAAAGAGCUAGCUUACAUAAGCUGAGUACAUACUCUCCAAGGUAUUUGUAGUUAACUAGGUGACCCUUUUUUAUUCUUAUAAAAUAUAAAGAAUAAAUACGUAAUAAGUAAUAAAUUCAUAAUUAUAUAAGUGUAAUGGGAAGAUUAGACACAAAUAAAAGUUACUCACCA